CCAUUAAACCACAGCGCCCGCCAUACGAGGGAAGUAAGUACACGUAGCCUAGGCCGGCCCAGCCUACAAAACAUCACCUAGUGUUGUGGUUAUUUUAUCAACUGGAACAGGAAUAAAACCACGUUUUACUUGUUGAUUGGGAAGUAUGCUGUAGAAUGUAUCUAUUUUCUAGUGCAUUACUUAGUCUUAGAUAAAACAAGGACCACAGUCCAAGUCCUAUAUUUUUGACUUACCUCAAGUUCUCGACGAUGGCAUAUCAGACCUUCCAACAGGAGUAUCUACAGACUCCGCCCAUCACCAGAGCUUACUGCACGUCAUGUGUGCUAACAACACUUGCGGUGCAAUUGGACAUCAUUACACCUUUCCAGCUGUACUUCAACCCAGACUUAAUUUUCAACCAUUAUCAGGUAUGGAGAUUAAUCACCAAUUUCCUCUUCUUUGGACCAAUCGGCUUCAACUUUUUAUUCAACAUGAUCUUCACGUAUCGCUACUGUCGGAUGUUGGAGGAGGGGUCAUUCAGGGGUCGGACAGCAGAUUUCUUCUUCAUGUUCUUCUGCGGAGGUCUUGUCAUGACGAUCAUCUCGUUCUUUGUCAACCUGGUGUUUCUUGGCCAGGCCUUCACAAUCAUGCUGGUGUACGUCUGGAGUCGGAGGAACCCCUUCGUCCGCAUGAACUUCCUGGGUCUGAUGAACUUCCAGGCUCCCCACCUGCCCUGGGUGCUCUUGGGCUUUUCCCUGCUGCUGGGGAACUCCAUCAUCGUCGACUUCAUCGGCAUUGCUGUCGGUCAUGUUUACUUCUUCCUUGAAGACGUUUUCCCUCAGCAACACGGCGGCUUCAAAAUCCUUAGAACACCCAAAAUUCUGAAAAUGAUCUUCGAUGCGAACCCCGAUGAUGCAAAUUACAACCCCCUCCCCGAGGAGGAGAGACCUGGGGGGUUUGACUGGGGCGGCGAGGGUGCAAGACCAGCGGACCAACAAGAGGCCAGACUGCAGGAGGGGCAGACAGACGGACCGCAGGACAGACAGGGGGACAAUCAGGUCCACAACCCGGACCAGUGAGUUGGAACAAGGGGCUGCAAAACUUCAGCUGUUGGAGGAGCACGAAUUGACAUUGGUGCUUGUUUAUGUCAACACCGCAAAUGAAGCUGCAAAGCACUUUUGGAUUAGUCAGACAAAACCAAUUUCAUACGGGCCAUUUCUUUUUUUUUCUGGAAAUGUACUCGAAACAGUUUCUGAAUGCUUUCAAAACAGGAAAGGAAAGUUGAACGAAAUUGGAUGCCGAAUCUUUAAUUUCAGUGCUUGUGGUAUGUGAAAAUUUGACAGCUGCAACUCAGGAUUUUGUAUAAGCGGAUUUGUACAACACUGCAGUUCCGGCAAAACUGACUUCAUGGACUGUCCUCCGUCAAUCUUGGCAAAGUCCUUCACAAGCUUUUUUGGUUAUCCCAUUUUGCAUAAUCUGGCAGCUGAAAUCCUACAUGCAUUGCUGCUGACGUCAAAACUUUCAAACAGCAGUGAAAAGAACCGUCAGGGAGAUAAGCCUGAUCUGAGCACCAGAUUCAGAUGCCGUCUUUGCGUCCCACUCGUCACCUUUUUGUCCCUCGUUGCAACAGGGCAUGGCGACGUGGCGACUAUUGAAUCUCUACAUGCACAUGUAUUUCCCCGAAAAUAUGGAAGAAUAGGGUCAAGUUGAAGUGAUGUAGACAUUUUCAGUUUAUCAAUGACGGGACAAUGCCAUAAAACUCGUUUUGGAUUGGGCACUGAAAGCUGGCGUGACCAGAGAAAGAAAAGUGUUGGAGUUUGUAAUGACUUACAGUCCUCCAUGUUGAAACAGUACAUGAAUCUCGGUGUCUAACUUUACUUUGUCAUGUUUCUAAGCAGGGACAACCCUAGCAAUGUGGUAUUGAAUUUACCAGAGACCUGAUUCCAGGUCUUAACGUUCACAAUCCGAGUUAAUAUUAAUUAAUAUUAAUUAUUAAUAUUAAAGGUCACACUGUGACCCAUCUUCUUUUGUCUGUAAAAAGCAGAGUCAUGUUACUAAAUUUUCUUUCCUUGACAUUAUUUUUAGAAAAAAAAUUGAGUCACGGAAAAUCGUUAAAAAAAAAAACAAACACAAAAGAUUUUAAAAGGUGUGUUUUGCUCUCAGAGCAAAUUUCCAUUUUUGGUGGUCUUUUUUAGUUCAGGUUCAGAGGUUUUUAAGAGAGGUGUUCUAUUUUUAAUGUUUUUGCUUUGCCUGAAAAGUGAAACCAAGCAUCCAAUAUCUGAGGCAGAGAGUGUUAACUUGGGUCUUUUUUUUGAGACCGUAAAAUGUGGUAAACUUUUGACCAAGAAUCAGAGCCUUGGUUCUUUUUUAAUGGAAAUGCUGAAGGUGGGCCUCAUCAUGUGCAAUUUGGAAUUCCCACCUAGGGAUACAAGAAAAAUGUGACUCAGGGUGUGAUUGUCAUGACAACACCUGUCAACAAAAACCCUAGAGAUGCUGUCUGUGUCUUGAUAGAUGGUUUCACUACUGUUAUACUGCCCUCUAGGGAUAUCAUAGAUCACAUUUCCCAGAUAAUGGCUAACUUUUUUUUUCCAGCCAAAAAAUUCACUACCGUCCAUUCGGAACAGAUUAAAGAAUAACAUUUUAAAGUUUAGUUUUAUCAAGUAAAAGGUUAUUCUUGGCAUCUUUCAGUUGGUUUCAAUGACCAAAAUGUGUUUAUUUUCAGACAAAUACAUUAUCGGUAUAGCGUUUCCAUCAAUAGAGAGUCUUCACAUUUCCUUAGGUGUUGUUGAAAAUUGUUCUUUCUUGGACGUGAAGUCGUGCUGCAUAAAGAAAUCUUUUCUGCUUGCUUGUGACAGGGGUUUUCUUAUGACAUGAUACAUUGACCAAUGGGUGUCUCUGGUAUUUACCCACAAUUCACACUGCAGAGGACUGACACUGUGACAUUUGCUGUUGAAGUGACAGCUGUUUUUAAUCUGUCAAUGUCUAAGAAGUGGCUUCCUUGUUCACUGAUUCCUUUCCGUACUGUGGUACUGCCCCAACCUGCCCCAGCAUCUAAUGGUCUAAUGGAUACAUUGGGGUAUAAAUACGUGUACAUUGUAAUGCAAGGGUUAAGGGUCAUUUAUUGGCUAGAGAGGGUGCCUAGUGGCAGCAUGUAAUGAGCUAAAGAAUUAAAAAAGCAAAAUUAGAACGUUGUUUGAAGUAAAAUUGGGACAGCUAAUUGAUGAUAAGUGCGAAUUUGGGAUAGUAAAAAUUGAUCAUAAUUAUACAUGUAUCUGUAAUACCAAACUUGUGAGACACAGUGGACAAAGCAAGCAUACUGUUACAAAACUAUUUCCAAAUCGACUGUGAUCUUUGUAUUGUCUCCUUAGACUAAUAUUCUUAUGUAACAUAAAUGAGACAAAAAUUCUAUUUUGCAAUGUGAAGAGAAAGCCCUAGCUGCACAUCUUUUGUCAUUAGCUUGAUUUUCAGUUGCGAAAAAACCAACAAAAGAAGUGGAAUCUCUUUCCUGCAAUGGAAUCUGGCUCAGGAAACAGGCCGUGUAUUUUGGAUUGUACGAAGGCAAGAAACUCCCAAAAUGGAGAUAACAUCAGUAAUUAGUUUUGGUCAAGUUGCAGCCGGGUUGGGUUUUCUGCAUGUAAUUCUGUGGAAGAACUUUGCAGGUGGACGUGUGGUCAGUAAUGUCUUUCGUUGACAACUUUGAAGACCCACAAGACUGAGGGUAAAGCCAAUAUUGCCAGGUUGGUUUAAGGGAAGAAAUGCUUCAAAGAAUGAUUAUAAAUCAAUUGGAAAUUAAUCUCUCUGAAAUGGAAAAUCAACGGUGUGAUUCAUUUAUAAGAAAAUGUAUUUUUCUAAUUCUGCUGACACAGUGUUCAUUUCCCCCCACAAAGUGUACCUGUAUGUUUGUUUUUUCCUACGUUGUAAUUCUAGACUUUGCCCUCGGUAGGGUUUCACUUCAAGCGGUCUUUCCUCUGGUGUGAGGCCAGCUUGCCACAUUGUAUCAUGCAGCACCCAAUUACUGAUUCAGUGUAAUCUGAGAUCCUCCUCGUUAAGUAGCCUUUACUGUACAUAAGCUGACUUGGCAGCAGACUAUUUAUGAAUAAAAUUGUGAUCUAAGUGUCUCA
Molecule: messenger RNA, 4100 nt
Organism: Acanthaster planci (crown-of-thorns starfish)
Lineage: Eukaryota; Metazoa; Echinodermata; Asteroidea; Valvatida; Acanthasteridae
Gene: derl2
Product: derlin 2
Source: RefSeq, a predicted model, not a curated record